Pristis pectinata (smalltooth sawfish) is the source of this 6696-nucleotide messenger RNA. It is a transcript of the gene shc1, whose product is annotated as SHC (Src homology 2 domain containing) transforming protein 1. Gene Ontology annotation, biological process: cell surface receptor protein tyrosine kinase signaling pathway; intracellular signal transduction. NCBI's taxonomy places the organism in Eukaryota, Metazoa, Chordata, Chondrichthyes, Rhinopristiformes, Pristidae. Gene Ontology annotation, molecular function: receptor tyrosine kinase binding. The coding region runs from base 1 to 1902 and encodes 633 amino acids. The record is from RefSeq and is a predicted model, not a curated record. Gene Ontology annotation, cellular component: plasma membrane. The transcript is spliced from 12 exons.
AUGGACCUGCUUCAGAAAAGCAAGUACAGCCACUUCCGAAAUGACUCCAUCACCUCCCUGGACGAGGUGGGGGCAGAACUGGCGGCCUCCUCGCCCCUCUCCUCCUCCUCCUCCCCCACCUCUCCCCUCUCCUCCUCCUCCUCCCUCGCCCCCAUACUGCCCAUCGGCGAACUCUUCGAGCCCGAGGACAGCCCCACCACGCUCUGCUCGUUCUUCCCCAGGAUGGCCGGCAACCUCAAGCUCUCCAACCCGGCCAGCCUGCUCCACCUGAGAGGCUUCUCCGGCGGGGCGAAGGAGGACGAGGAGGAGGAGGAGGAGGGCGGAGGCGAGGACCCCAGCGGCGACAGCAUCCCCGGCGACCCCAGCAUGCCCGAGUCUAGACCUCUGCCUCUUUUCUCUCGCCCCAUGCAGGACAUGAACAAGCUCGGCUGCGGAGGGAAGAAGACGCGAGUGGAGGGCGGGCAGCUCGGCGGGGACGAGUGGACCCGCCACGGCAGCUUCGUGAACAAGCCGAGCCGCGGCUGGCUGCACCCGGACGAGAAGGUGAUGGGCUCGGGGGUGUCGUACCUCGUCAGAUACAUGGGCUGUGUGGAAGUACUCCAAUCUAUGCGAGCGUUGGACUUCAACACCAGGACGCAGGUCACAAGGGAAGCAAUAGGUGUGGUCUGUGAAGCUGUGCCGGGAGCUAAAGGGGCAACCAGAAGAAGGAAGCCCUGCAGCCGGUCCCUCACCACCAUCCUGGGGAAGAGCAACCUGCAGUUCGCCGGGCUUCCCAUCACCCUCACCAUCUCCACCAGCAGCCUCAACCUCAUGGCGCCCGACUGCAAGCAGAUAAUUGCCAACCACCACAUGCAGUCCAUAUCCUUCGCCUCGGGAGGAGAUCCAGACACCGUCGAAUACGUCGCUUAUGUUGCCAAAGAUCCUGUGAAUCAAAGAGCCUGCCACAUCCUCGAAUGCACUGACGGGUUGGCGCAGGACGUGAUCAGCACCAUAGGGCAGGCCUUUGAGCUGCGCUUCAAGCAGUACCUGAAGAACCCGCCCAAGCUUGUGACCCCGCACGACAGGAUGGCAGGAUUCGACGCCUCAGCGUGGGACGAGGAGGAAGACGAGCAAGCGGACCAUCAGUACUAUAAUGACUUCCCGGGCAAGGAGCCCCCCCUCGGUGGGCUGGUGGACGUGAGGCAGCGGGAAGGGGUGGGGGCGCCUAGGAGCUUGGCUGUGUCUCCACAGCUGCCCAACCACAUGGGGGCCACACUGCCCGUGGGCCAGAUGUCAGGGAAUCUCUACGACAUGCGCUCCUCCGACUCUCAGAAGCAGCCGAGCACGGUACAAGGUGCCGGCCCGCAGAGGUUCGCCCAGCCCGGGAUACCAAGUGUGAAGAGCAGCAGUCGUUCUGACCUGUUUGACGACCCGUCGUAUGUCAACGUGCAGAGCCUGGACAAAGGGAAGCCCCACCCUGCCGGCAGUCACACCAACGGCAGCGCUCAGAAGGACAUCUUCGACAUGAAACCGUUUGAAGACGCGCUGAGGGCUCCCCACCAGCUGCCUCUUGCCAGCAGCCCUCCCACGCACAUCACAGCCUCCAUGGAGGAGCAGCUGCUCAAGGAGAUCUGGUACCAAGGCAAGAUGAACCGCAAGGAGGCCGAGAAGCUGCUGCGCUCCAACGGCGACUUUCUGGUCCGUGAGAGCACCACCACCCCCGGCCAGUACGUGCUGACCGGGCUGCAGAAUGGCCAGCCCAAGCACCUGUUGCUCGUCGACCCAGAGGGAGUGGUGAGGACGAAGGACCACAAGUUUGAGAGUGUGAGCCACCUGAUCAGCUACCACAUGGACAACCACCUGCCCAUCAUAUCGGCCGGCAGUGAGGUGUGCCUGCAGCAGCCAGUGCAGCGAAGGCUGUAGUCAGGGAGCCGUCAGCUGACCGGGAAGGCGGACACUGGGCCACAGGAGGAACUACAAUCACGUCAAAGCAGAUUCUGUGUUUUCUUCCAGACUGAAGUGCUGCUAAUUUUUGAAAAGUUUUCCUUCGGACCGAUGCUGGAUAUUGCAAUGGCCUUCACAGCAACAUGGGACGGCCACGGACCGUCUGAUGUCCGUGGUCACAGAGGCAACCCUCCACUCACUGGAGGCCCUGUACUCCCAACCCAGGGAAAUGUUGGAUGGUUUCCAGUAACUUUGCACCUUCGCUUAAACAUUGGGUGGGAGGUUAUACUCCUCUGGUCCAAUUCUGCUCUCCUUCUCACUGUCAUCCUCUCCCCCUCCCUCUCUGCCCUCCCCUCUCUCCCUCUCUGCCCCCUCUCCCUCUCUGCCCCCUCUCUCUCUGCUCUCUCUGGCCCCUCUCUCUGUCUCUCCACCUCUCUCUCUGUUUCUGCCCUCUCUCUCUCUCUCUGCCCCUCUCUCUCUGCCCCCUCUCUCUCUGUCCCCCUCUCUCUCUCUGCUCCUCUCACUCUCUCCCCCCUCUCCCCCAAUCACAUCCCCACCGCUGUACAAUUGGAUCCCUCCUCUCUGGAUACUGAUGAGGGAGGAUUGGCAUCAGGAGCACAGGCACAGAGGGAGGAGGGACAAACUACCCCCUCCCAUAUGCUGCACUGUGUUUGGAGGGUGGUGGUGAGGGGGGAAUACUUCACCCGGGGCAGAGCUGUCUCCUGACUCUCCAGAUAAAGGUACCAAACUGUGCAGAGGAACCCCGACUGGGGCCAAACAGGACUGGGGUUCGGGGGGUGGGAGGAGAACAAAAAGUCCUGAUCACUGUCCUUCUGUAAAGCUAUGAAGGCACCCUGUUUGGCGAUGCCUCUGGCGGUCGAAGAGCCUUGUAACUCCAGAUUCUGGGCCUUGUAUGAGGUACUUGGGGAGGGGGUUGGGGGGGUGGAUUAGGGGGAGUUGGGGUUCAGCUACAAGCCCGGAGAGUAGCCCGGUCUCCCUGGGAGGCUGUGAUGGGGCUCUGUCCACAAUCUGUUCGGUAACCUGAGCACUGGGGAGGUGGGUGUCCUGGGGUCCCAGUAACUGCACCCUAGAACCUCCUCUCCCCAAUGAAGCCAGAGAGGUAGAGCAGCAAGCCGUCUGAUCUGGGCUGCAGGUGGCCACACCUCCCCACCCCACCGGUGACCCCUCCACCCGGGGUUUGCCCAGAAUUCCCACACCACGGCUGCUCAGCCGCGCGGAAAACCGGUCUCCAACUCUCCAGGGCACCCUGAUCCCUUCGCGCCCACACCCCCUGCCCCGGCUCGAGGUAUCCCACUCCCCGGUGCAGGAGAUGGGAUGGGUGCGGAGAGACCACCACAGGCCUGCAAUGGCCCUGUGGCCCUGCCAAUCAGGACACCCUGGGGGGAGGCGGGGUGCCUCCUGAAGGAAAUCGCAGGUCGCGCUCCCAUGGCAGAACAAGGCGGCACUGUGGACCCAGGCAGAGCACUGGCAGGGCCGUGGGCUAGCAGGAACAGAAAGGGGCAGAAGCAUCCUCCUCCCCCACCACCACCACUCAGACCCACCUCGAUAGGCCAUUCCCUGCCUGCCGCCUUGCCAGGCUGUGGCUCGCGGGUUGGCGCUGGCUGGGGUGGGGGGGGGUAGAGGCUAGCCUGUUUGUGGGAUCUUCCUGUGCACUGUCAGGAGGGACUGGUUUGGUGGGGGGGGGGGGGUGGUGGGGAGCCAAUUGCAACACACGCACACUGUGGGCACCAAAAGAAGUGAGACCGUGGGCGCGGAGGGCCCCUGUCACGCAGUCAAACUACCCCCCCACCCCCCAAUGUUUAAAGCCCUCCUCCCGCCAGCUCCCGACUCCAAAGAUUUUGAGUCAGGCUCAAGACGAUUGCCUGGAGACAAUCCGAUGGGAAUAGCUCUGCCUUCCCACCCUCUCCCACACCCCUGCUCUCUCUACAGACGUUAGUAUUAACUGUACCAAGGAUGUCCAGUCCCCAUUAAGUGCUCCACCUCCAGCUUAAACCAUCAGGCUCCCUGCCUCUGCUCUGUAAUAUCUGUGCUGUUCUACCUCAAAUCCCACCGUAUCCUUUUGCUGACCACACAUCCCUCAAUCUCAGCCUGAAAGGUCCUGAACAAUGGAGCAACUGGGAUAAAGAAUUCCAAAGAUCCACAGCCCCCCUGCUAGAAGGAAUGCCUCUCAGUUUCUGAGAGUAUACCUCCCUGACCUCCGCCGUAUCAACCCCUCCAAAGAGAAAAUGACCCCUUUAUAACUUGGGGCCAUCUGAAGGGUUUUGCGGGCAGUUCCUGUGUCCUGCCCAAGGUCAGGAACGACAAGCUUAUAUUUAAUUGUAAGAGCAGCGUGAAUAUUUCUCCCAGGAGAUCGGUACUCAGGAAACCAAAAAAUCCCGUGCGGGACCCAAGCACACAAUCUGCGAAUCCUGGCUUCAGGAGCCCACGGUGUCACCAAAGUGACCGCAGAAAUCCGGCGUUAGUGCUCUUUUUGAGCAAACUCAGUUUUCCCAAGCUCGACCUGCUCCCCAAGGAUCAUGGUCAGUUGCUGGAGGACACAGGGUGGAAGCUGAGCAGGGAAAGGAGCGGUGUUAAACCGGCAUCAGGUCAAGCAGUGAAGGAGAACGUCUACCCAGGGUCACACUGGAUGGAGGUAGCACCCUCAGUGCCAAUGCCAAUCAUAUUUUCAAGAGUAAUUUAGUGCAAUAUUUUGAGGUAGGGCCACUGUAAAGGGAUCCCACAUCAGUAUCUAACCUGUGCUGCCCCUGUCCUAGAAGCGUGUGAUAUGGCAGUGUAGAGGGAGCUUCACUCUGUGUCUGACCCCGGGAGUGUGUGAUGGGACGGUGUAGAGGGAGCUUCAGCCUGUGUCUGACCCCGGGAGUGUGUGACGGGAAGGUGUAGAGGGAGCUUCACUCUGUGUCUGACCCCGGGAGUGUGUGACGGGACGGUGCAGAGGGAGCUUCACCCUGUGUCUGACCCCGGGAGUGUGUGAUGGGACAGUGUGGAGGGAGCUUCACUCUGUGUCUGACCCCAGGAGUGUGUGAUGGGACGGUGUAGAGGGGAACUUCACCCUGCGUUUAAACUGAUCACACCUCCCCACAGCAACAGAGCCCUGCAUCUUUCCCCAAGGAUUACCUGCUUCAUCUCACCUUGCUGCCUAGCAGGAAACACAUAGAGCCUCCUAAACUCCACGCCCACACACCUCCCUCCCCAACCAGCUCAUCAUACUUCAUCAUACUUCAUCAGGUCACAGUCACUGAAGUUUGCGCAGAAUGAAACAGCAGAGAGAGAGAGAGUUUCGAAGAUGUAGCCCAGCGAGAGGCCAUUCCCCCCCAUGUCCCUGCUAGCUCUUCAGAAGAGCAUUCCCAACUUCCCGAGUGCUUCGAAAACGAUGAUCAGGUCUGCCUCUGCAAUCCUGAUUCCACCUUGACCCUGACACCAGUGAGCUUGGUCUCCAAAGUUUGGUUGGUUGAUGGUUUGAAUGCUGUGCUCUUGGUGAGCGGGUCAAACCCCCGUGGGCAGGGUGGGGUCAAACCCCCGUGGGCAGGGUGGGGACCGUGCACUGGUGACUGGACGAGGACUAGGGUCCUCUGGCGACGAAUUGGCCGUGCCUUCCUGCUCUGGGCCCGUGUAUGCCAGGAGCAGACAGGGCUGCCAAUUGAAACACACCGUCAGCCUCGGCAACUCUGAAAGAAGCCAGACACGAGACGACAUUCGCUGGAAUCUGGAGCAACAAACAAUCUGCUGGAGGAGCAGCGGGUCGAGCAGCAUCUGUGGAUGGAAAUGGACAGCCGACGUCUCAAUUUGAGACCCUUCACCUGGACUGGGCAGCAUCCAUGGAGGUAAAUGGACCAGUGCAGAUGAAGGGUCCCUCUAGUUCUAGACUCCCCUACCUUGGGGGGGGGGGGGGGGGGAAGACUGACCGUCCGCCUUAUCUGUAGCCCUCAUGAUUUUAUAAACCUCUGUACCGUCACUACCGUUGGCGCUCCAGGGAAAACAAUCCCAGUCUACCUCACCUUUCUGUACUGGCUAUCUCCCCCUCGUUCUUUCCAGUCCAGAUGAAGGGUCUCGACCCGAAACGUCGACAGUCCAUUUCCCUCCACGGAGGCUGCCUGACCCACUGAGCUCCCACAGCAUCUUGUGUGCUGCUCCGAAAGAAGCGAGUUGGUCCGGGGAGCAGGGGGGUCAGUGGAGGUUGCCGUUAGCUGAGGACAACCGCUGCUUCUGAGCCCCAGCCUGGUACCAUUGGCCUGCAUUUACGGUGUGUGUAACCUAGUGGUCAACCCAGGGAAACAGAAACCACUGACCUCCCAGUCAGGCUCGGGAGGGGGAAACAAGAACGGGGGGGAUGUUGGAGUGACUCCAGAACCUCGGGAUCAGGGAAGGAGCCGACCAGGACAUACCCUUCUCUGCCUACUCUCACCCUGCGCACUGAUUAAAAGCACAGCCCACAGAAGGGGCUCCACGCUGAAGAUAAGAGUUUACUCAGUCACACGCAGAAGAAUUGUGCCUUUGGCCACGUGGUGGCCUGAAUGUUUAUGCAAGUACUUUCUCCAAUCAUUUGUCUAAAGAACCUUGUAAAUAAUGUAAUUCCCUCCCUACCUCCUAUUCCUAUAACCUGCAUGUACAUUAUCUUGUAUUUCAAAGCCAAAGUGUGAUUACCACGGAUUCCUGAUUACACCUCAUUUCUUGGACUUCAUGGACUCCGAUCCAAAAUAUGCAUUGUACACUCAAAGUUUGUGGAAUAGUUUUUAAACAAAUAUUUUAUCGGGG